Haliotis rufescens (red abalone) is the source of this 4833-nucleotide messenger RNA. Its product is annotated as xaa-Arg dipeptidase-like. Bases 394 to 1602 code for a protein of 402 amino acids. Gene Ontology annotation, molecular function: dipeptidase activity. The transcript is spliced from 7 exons. NCBI's taxonomy places the organism in Eukaryota, Metazoa, Mollusca, Gastropoda, Lepetellida, Haliotidae. The record is from RefSeq and is a predicted model, not a curated record.
GUUAAUCAUGACAUAGAAUUGAAAUUUGGUGCUGUAUUUAAUUAAAAGCAGAUAUAAUACAUGGAUCUGCUAUUGUCAUACGUAUUACCUCCAACACAAAUUAUUACUCACAAGGAACAUCACGCGUCAUAUUCAAAACACAUGGACAUCUGAACAUUUGCAGACGACGUUCAGUCAAGGUUUUAACUUCGUGUUAGAUUGUCACGGCCAAACGUGACUUACGGGAAGUUCUAGUCUAGGUCACCUUACUGUUCGUAACCUUGUUAACUCAGAACUUAAGUCGCAUUUCAAGUUGAAGUGAAAUCAACAAGUAACACCACGGACCUAUAUAUUAUACAAGUCCGUGGUAACACCAAGCACAUCUUUCUGCAAUAGCCUGGAGUGGUUGCCGACAUGGAGGAUCUAAAGUCCACUGCAUGCAAAGCCAUUGAUGCUGCAUAUCCAGAUCUCAAAGCCCUCAGCAAAGAAAUCUAUGACAAUCCUGAACUAAACUUUGAAGAAUUCCAUGCUCAUGAGGUGCUCACAAAUCUGCUUGAGAAGUAUGGGUUUGCUGUAGAGAGGAGUUUCAAGGUUGCCACAGCCUUCAAGGCAACCCAUGGGAGUACUGACAAUGGAGGGCCUAAUAUUGCAGUGCUGUGUGAGUAUGAUGCCCUGCCUGGGAUGGGCCAUGCUUGUGGACACAACCUGAUAGCAGAGGUCGGCGUGGCAACGGCUCUUGGAGCCAAAGCAGCGAUGGAGGCUUCUGGAAAACCUCUUGGCAAGCUGACCGUGCUGGGCACCCCGGCGGAGGAGGGAGGGGGAGGCAAGGUUGACCUGAUCCGAGCGGGGGCCUUCAGUGGUGUGGAUGUGGCCAUGAUGGCGCACCCCUCCCAGUGCAAUCUCCCCAGGCCUGUCAUGGUAGCCAUGAACCAAGCUACCAUUCAGUUCCAAGGCCGAGCUUCUCACGCUGCAAGCUUCCCCUGGAAUGGGGUGAACGCCCUCGAUGCUGCCGUUCUCUGCUACCAGAACAUCUCCUGUCUGAGGCAGCAGAUCAAGCCAUCCUGGAGGAUCCAUGGUGUUAUAUCUAAUGGGGGAGCCAAGCCAAACAUCAUCCCUGAGUUCACGGAGCUGCAAUACAUGAUCAGGGCUCCCACGGACCCGGAACUAGUAUUCCUGAAGGCCAAGUUCGAGGCCUGUGUACACGGAGCAGCUCAGGCCACCGGCUGUACGGUGGAGUGUCGGUUUGAUGACAAGCCAUACUCAGCUCUGAUGAGCAACAAUAUCCUGGCAGCGCUGUACGAAACAAACGGCAGUCAAGUUGGAAUCCAGUUUGAGCAAGACCCGGCCAAGAUCGCCAAGCAGGGAGGCUCGACGGAUAUGGGCAACGUGUCACAUGUCGUACCCAGUAUACACCCCAAGUUCCACUUCGGGACAACAGCCAGUGGACACUCAGUAGACUUUGCCAAGGCCGCAGGUAGAGAGGAGGCGCAGGGCUACACGCUGUCUGUGGGGAAGGCCCUGGCCAUGACCGUCAUUGACCUGUUCCAGAACCCGGACAUGAUCCCACAGAUCCAGGAACAGUUCAAGCAGGAUCUUCAGCAGGAGGAACAGGCUGCUGUGUAGACUCGGUGUCACCUUAUCUUCAGAAGCAGGAACAGGCUGCUGUGUAGACUUGGUGUCACCUUAUCUUCAGAAGCAGGAACAGACUGCUGUGUAGACACGGUGUCACCUGAUCUUCAGAAGGAGGAACGGGCUGCUGUGUAGACACUGUGUCACCUUAUCUUCAGAAGCAGGAACAGACUGCUGUGUAGACACGGUGUCACCUGAUCUUCAGAAGGAGGAACGGGCUGCUGUGUAGACACGGUGUCACCUGAUCUUCAGAAGGAGGAAUAGGCUGCUGUGUAGACACUGUGUCACCUUAUCUUCAGAAGGAGGAAUAGGCUGCUGUGUAGACACUGUGUCACCUUAUCUUCAGAAGCAGGAAUAGGCUGCUGUGUAGACACGGUGUCACCUGAUCUUCAGAAGGAGGAACAGGCUGCUGUGUAGACACUGUGUCACCUUAUCUUCAGAAGGAGGAACAGGCUGCUGUGUAGACACUGUGUCACCUUAUCUUCAGAAGGAGGAACAGGCUGCUGUGUAGACACUGUGUCACCUUAUCUUCAGAAGGAGGAACAGGCUGCUGUGUAGACAUGGUGUCACCUGAUCUUCAGAAGCAGGAACAGGCUGCUGUGUAGACACUGUGUCACCUGAUCUUCAGAAGCAGGAACAGGCUGCUGUCUUGACUGUGAAAGAAGGUCACAUGAAACUCAUGUCUAUGCUCCAACAUGUUCCAUCCACUGCGUGAAGGAGGAGGGGAACUUGGUAAUGUACUGUAUAACAGUAUGAAGGAAGACAGACUUCAAGAAAGAUAUUGAUGAAGGAGCAAAAGUUGCUCUGAAACAUCUUGCCAAAGAAUAAAAAAAGUUACUAUCCAUAAAAAGUGUCAUGUAUUAAUGUCACCUGAUGAAGGCGCAAGAAGUAGCUCUGAAACAUUGUGACAAGAAGUUGCUGUCUAUAAAUAGUGUCAUCUAUCCGAGACUUCUUAGUACAUUGUGAAUUGAAAUAUAUCUGAGAGCAUCAUCAUGGAUGAAGUUUGUAUGAAGAAUGAAAUAAGGAUCCAUAACAUCAAUACAGCAGUUACUCUUGCAAGGCUUCAAGUCCAUAUGCAAACCAUCCAUUAAAAACAUUCACUGACCCUUCUCAGUAGGAAUGCCUUGGGGUGCUACCAAGGUCAUGGUCUGCUGUCGUGCUGAAUAAGUAGUAACUUUUAUAAAUGUAAUUGCAUUGUACUGAUAUCACAUGAGGUGCCCCAACUUUAGCAUAGAAGCAUGUGACCCAUGAUUAUGCAGGGUAGAAUGGGUCUUCAGCAACCCAUGCUUGCCGUAAAAGGUGACUGACGGGAUCGGGGUGGUAAGGCUCGCUGACUUGGUAGAUGCAUAUCGUAUCCCAUUUGUGUGGAUCGAUGUUCAUGAUGUCAAUCACUGGAUUGUCGGGUCCAGACAUGAUUAUUUACUGACUACCAUUAUAUAGCUGGAAUAUUGCUGAGUGCGGCGUUAAACAACAAAAAACAAAAACAAAAUCAAACAAUAGAAGUAUGUUUACUACUGUCAUCUCCCCACAUUUUGAGGCUCUCAAAGUCCUAAGUCCCUCUGAAGUGUUACAUGUUUAUAUUGAAGUAUAUUCCUGAGGGAGAUGAGAAUACAGUCUGAAUGCUCAUUCAUCUGUUAACCAGGUAAUGUGUCCUCUGAGCAUGCUGGUCAGGUGUCUGGUGUUAUAUACUUGGGGUGAAAUGGUAACGAAAAGGUCACGAUUCGUAACCUGUCAUGAUACGAUAUGUAUUGCAAUACCCAUAUGUACUUCACAUCGCAUGGUAACUUCUUGACUUUUAAUAUUUCAGAGCAGGUUCAAAAGGAAAAGCUAGCUGUAGACACGUGUUUGUAGUGGAUAUUUGUAUUAGUGAACUUGAAACGCAAAUAACAACACAUCUUGCAAAAUUUGACUGACAUCGGUGCACCGUUGUAUCGUUUCACCCCUAUUUUUUCCGCUAAUAAUUAUGAUCAUGAUAUAGGUUUAUUGUGUUGACAAACAGGAUACUAUCCCCCUGCAGUUAAUUUCAUACAAAUAUCUGUGGCAUUUGAUUGGCUAACCGAGCAGUUUUUGUAUGCUUUUGUUGCAUUAUUGGGCUGAACGAUGUCACUGAGUUUGUAUUGUUUUUGUGUUGAUGGUAAAAUAAGCAGUCGGUGAAGUUUUUAUUUAUUAUGUAUUUCAUUUUAAGAAUUGACUUCAAUAUUUGUUGAUAAGCUUAUUUAUUUAAAGUGUUCACAGACAUUCUGAUGUUUAUUCCUCCAUAACUGCAAGAUAUAUUGAAGUCAAUUCUUAAAUCAAAAUGAUUUGUUUAAUGGAACAACUGCUGCAUGAAUGGUUGAGGCAGGGGAAAGGAUUGUUUUAUUUUGAUGAUCUGAUGUUUUGCAAUAUUUUACUUAGAGCUGAGCUCAUUUAUAACAAGAAUUCAACUUAUGGAGUAUACGUCCCAUACAUGACCUACAUGUAUGCUGCGGGGGCACGGGUGGCCCGAUCGUCUUAGGCGCUGCGAGUCACUGUGCAGAGGUGCGUCCCUUGGGCACGCCAGAAACCUAUAAUUGUGGGUUCAAAUCCCGGUUCGCCCCAAUUAUGUUUCUAGGUUUGUCAGCGCCAUACCUGUGCUUGUGGGUUUCGCCGAAGUGAUAAAUGUCUGAGACCUGCAUCACUUCGGGCUUUCCUCCCACUUUAAGCUGUUGAAAGCGACGUUAAACCCAACUCACUCACCACAUGUAUGCUGUGCAAAUUAUAACCUGAUACUCGUUCCACGAGGUGAUGCUAGCGCUGGCGUAAGUCAAUGUUAAAGAAGACUGGCGCUAAGACUGCUUCGUGGAAUGGGGCACUGGAGUGCUAUACAGGACAUGCCAAUAGGUUUGUACCUCAUCGAACAUGUUUCACCCUAAUUGGUUGUGUAAUGAACAUUUUUAUUUAACUCUUACACAGAUUGGAAUAAAACUAUAAAUAUUGUCCAAACUUUGUUUUACGUUUUGUCCUGUAACAGAAUGCCUACUUGAGGAGAUAAGAAUGUCUUGCACAUUAAAAGGACCAACAAGUCUUCCAUGUGCUUGUCUGUGUGUCUCGAAGUGAGACUUUAUUUGUAUUUACACCCCGCUGGCGAUUCUGGGUGACAUAGGUGAGGUGAAAUGGGGUUUAACGUCGCGUCCAAGAUUAUUGCACUUAUAUAGCGACGUGCAUGCACGUAUGUGUGUGUGUGGCUGCUUGUACUAGUCCGGACUG